This is a messenger RNA of Olea europaea var. sylvestris, 657 nucleotides long. RefSeq lists its product as uncharacterized. The transcript has a single exon. Lineage: Eukaryota; Viridiplantae; Streptophyta; Magnoliopsida; Lamiales; Oleaceae. The record is from RefSeq and is a predicted model, not a curated record. Bases 1 to 657 code for a protein of 218 amino acids.
AUGAUGACGUCGAAUAAUGUGGAGUCGCUCAAUGCCUUAUUCAAGAAGAAUCGAGAGUUACCAAUUCUCGCAAUGCUUGAGAACAUUCAUGACAAGCUACAGCAGUGGUUUCAUGAUCGUUGUCAAGAAUCACAUAGUUGCACAAGUGUGCUAACCCCAACUCAGGAAGAUAAACUCUUCAAGACUCUAGAGGUGGCGAGAAAGGUAUAUCUAGAACCACAAGAUCAGUUUCGCUUCUUUGUGAGAUGUGCAUGUAAUUUUGGAUACAUCAUCGACUUGAAUGAUAAUACGUGCAUGUGUAGACAGUUUCAGUUGAAGAGUUUUUCGUAUACACAAGCAGUGGCAGUAGCUAUGUAUAGAGAAAUUUCACCACACACCUUAUGCAGUGCUUAUUAUACAAUUGGUUCUUGGAGAACAGCAUAUGCCGAAACCAUAUUUCUUGUACCGAAUGAAGUCGAGUGGGAAGUUCCCGAUUACAUUCUCUCAUUGAAUAACUUGUUGUUACCAGCAAUCGGCCCACGUACUCUUGGACGUACAUGUACGUCUAGAAUACCAUCAACCAGAGAAUUUUCUCGCCUCGUAAGUGCGACAGGUGUGGUGCAACAGGACAUACCAGAAGAUUUUGUACAAGUUAGAUCCCUCUACAUGACAACUUAA